AUGCGCAAAAUCCUUUCCAACAGAUUCUUCAAGCGUCGUACAGAUACCGAACUUUCCAACACCGCCUUGAAUCCCAAUGUACCAGCCGACUUGUUCUCCCUCAUUGUCACCUUUGUAUCUGAUCAACAUACCCUCUUUGCGCUUACCUUGACCAACAAACACUUUAACCAGCUCGCUGCUCCCAUGCUAUAUCAAGAAGUACGUUUAAGUCGACCUGGCGCUUUCAAAUUAUUCGUCAAAUCAGCACCUGCUCAUCGUAAACAAUCCGUUCAAACCCUGGACUUAACCUUUAACGUUCGAUGGCUUAAUAUCGAUUUAGAAAGAUUGAAGAAGAAGUAUCCUGUUAAGAUAGCUGAAUCGAGAUUGUAUAAUCUCAAGAAAUUGGUGGUGAUUUCAAAGGGUGCUGAAAGACAUUCGAGAGAGAUAGGUAAUACACGAUUCACAAAUCAUUUAAUCACAUUAGUCAUUCAAUGGAUCAAGAUAUUUUGUCCAAUAGAAGGACCAAAUACAUUUAGAGGAAGACAUUAUGGACAAGAUGGACGAGAAGGAGAAGUCCUAUGGGCAAAAUCACCUUUAUUUGAAAUGAUCAACCAAUGGAGUAGGACUGAACAUGUAGAUUUACCGAUCAUACCCCAUACAAUCACCUGGGGGGGUCCUAUGGAGAUCUCUGGUCUCCCUCACGUGUCGGGACCAUUACCGACAAUGAAAAAAGUCACUAUGCAUAAUUGGAAUUCUGAUAGACUGCACGAGGAUGGCUGUUUACUUGCGGAAUGGCUGGAUAGUUUGGAAAAUGAGAUUAUCCUGGCGACGGAAGAUAAUAAGCUUGGACGAAGGGUUUAUGAUGGAGAAAUGGAUCAGAGAGUCAUCCUGUCAUUGCGAGACCCGAUUUCCACUUAUUCGAGGUACAGACUUGAAGACUGGAUCAAAGAUGAUGAGGAUAGGAGCCAAGUGUACAGGAUAGACAACCAAGAGCAGACCUUUCAACCUGAAUGCGAUAUUUGGGAUGUAGAAUAG
Messenger RNA from Kwoniella shivajii, 1014 nucleotides. RefSeq lists its product as uncharacterized. The transcript has a single exon. The record is from RefSeq and is a predicted model, not a curated record. NCBI's taxonomy places the organism in Eukaryota, Fungi, Basidiomycota, Tremellomycetes, Tremellales, Cryptococcaceae. Bases 1 to 1014 code for a protein of 337 amino acids.